Owenia fusiformis is the source of this 1411-nucleotide messenger RNA. The record is from the annotation of a GenBank genome assembly. Lineage: Eukaryota; Metazoa; Annelida; Polychaeta; Sabellida; Oweniidae.
AAAAUGGCACCUUUAGUUGCAAGGUGUUGUUUGGCAGGGCUUAGAAGUAUCCCUGUAGUGUUCAUAGUAGCUGUCAUUGUCUGGUCAUACUAUGCCUAUGUAUUGCAGAUGUGCGCAUGGACAGUAGAAAAUACUGGUGAAAAAGUGAUUUACCUUGUACUCUACCAUCCCCUGUUGUUUAUGUUUGCCUGGGCCUACUGGAAAACAAUAUUUACCCCAGUCGGAACAGUCCCAAAAGAGUUCUAUCUUCCCCCUGCUGACUUAGAAAGGUUUGAACAUGCAGAUAAUGAAGACAUACAAAGGGAUAUAUUAGUAAAAGUUGUACGAGAGCGGAACUUACCAGUUCAAUGUAGGACAAACUCUGGAGCUAUCCGAUACUGUGAGAAAUGCAAGUGUGUCAAACCAGAUAGAUGUCACCACUGCUCAGUGUGUGGAGCGUGUGUGUUAAAGAUGGACCAUCACUGUCCAUGGGUGAACAACUGUGUAUGCUACACUACUUAUAAAUUCUUCGUCCUAUUCCUUGGAUACGCUUUGUUAUAUUGCUUGUAUAUAGCAGCAACCUCAGCACAAUACUUUGUCAAGUUCUGGACAGGAGGUCUAGAACAAGGGGGAGGUCGUUUCCACAUCCUCUUCCUGUUCUUUGUAUCAUUCAUGUUCGGCCUUAGUUUAGUCUCCUUAUUUGGGUAUCAUUUAUAUCUAACCUGCAACAAUAGAUCUACAUUAGAGUCAUUUAGAGCUCCUAUAUUCCGUGGGGGACCAGAAAAGGAUGGUUUCAACCUUGGGAGAAACAACAACUUUAUAGAAGUAUUUGGGGAGGAAAAAAAGAAGUGGUUCCUCCCUAUAUUUACUAGUUGUGGUGAUGGCGUUAUGUACCCUACUAGACUAGCUCCAGGGAACUCAUAUAGUUCUAUGGACACCUCAACACCUACUGGAGCUACAAGUCCAUUUCAAAAUAAUAAAAGUGUAAAUGAUUCUGAGACGUUACUAGGACGACAACAAAAAUAUCUAGAAGAAGGUGUUACAGAGCCACCUAUUAGAUACCAAGAUCACAAUGGCUCUACUAGUGUACUCAUUAGCCCCGACCAAUAACCAAAUAUGAUAAUGCAGUGUUUGACAACCAAGGGGUCACAUUUCAAGAUGAGUUUACAAAGAUGUGAGAGUGGACACCCUGUAGCCACACAAUGAAAUAAUACAGGGUGUCCUAACAUGUUCACACAGCUCUUGGACACCCUGUACACUCCACACAUCGUCUAAAGAACAUUUAAGAGACACAAACAUUACUAUGACAUGUUUUAUCUCAUGACACAUAUAGUGCCCAAUGACAUACAAAUGACUAAAGACGCGGAGACAUAAGUAAAAUCUGUGCAAGUGGAACAGCUUCGAUUCCUCAAAUACUCCACUUUGGAGGUGU